Molecule: messenger RNA, 1014 nt
Organism: Ostertagia ostertagi
Lineage: Eukaryota; Metazoa; Nematoda; Chromadorea; Rhabditida; Trichostrongylidae
Source: the annotation of a GenBank genome assembly
AUGACCUCGGGCGUCACAGAUGCCCUGACGGUGCUCAUGAGGGACACUGUGCGUCCAAAUCUGAUGCAAACGCUCGAAGGGACCCCUGUGUUCGUGCAUGCCGGACCAUUUGCCAACAUUGCCCAUGGACAAAGCAGUAUUCUUGCAGAUAAAGUUGCUCUCAAGCUUGUCGGUGAGGACGGCUAUGUCAUCACUGAAGCUGGAUUCGGUGCCGACAUUGGUAUGGAAAAGUUCUUCAACAUUAAGUGCAGAUACUCUGGGCUGCAGCCAUCAGCGGUGGUCUUGGUGGCUACCGUUCGAGCCUUGAAAAUGCACGGCGGUGGUCCACCGGUGGUAGCCGGCAGUCCGCUAAAGCACGAAUAUCUAGACGAGAACCUCGGGCUUAUUGAGAAUGCCAACAAGUUUGGUGUACCAGUCGUGCUUUGCGUAAACAAAUUCGCAACUGACACAGAUCGCGAGCUCGAAACGGUUAUAGAAAAGGCACUCUUGUACGGAGCCAAACGAGCGGUAUCAUCGAGCCACUGGUCGCAAGGCGGAGAAGGUGCCAUUCAGCUAGCACGAGCAAUCGUCGAUGUCACAUCGGAAUGCCCACCUCAAUUCAAGUUCCUGUAUCCCUUGGAAAUGUCACUGGAGGAAAAAAUAGCGAGGAUCGCCUGUGAAAUAUACGGUGCAGAUGGAAUCGAGUUCUCUCCUGAAGCUAAAGAGAAGCUAAAGCGGUAUAAAGAACAAGGAUUCGCUGGUCUACCUAUCUGCAUGGCCAAGACCCACUUGUCACUGUCACAUGAUCCCACGAAAAAAGGAGCACCAACGAAUUUUAUACUGCCCAUCCGAGAUAUUCGUGCGUCUGUCGGUGCAGGAUUUGUGACGCCGUUGGUCGUGAAAUUGAUGAUGAUGCCAGGCCUCAGCACUCGUCGGCGUAGCUCUUCGACAUUACAAUUUGAUCCUGUCACAGAACAGAUUGACGUCGCUUUUAAAGAGGCAAUGGCGAUUGCCCAGAUAGACAUCUUUCACUAG